UAUAUGUGACGUCAUCACAGGCGGUGACUUUUUUGAAAACAUUUUAAAGCCUUGGCGCGGUCUGCCAUUUUCAACCAACAGAGUAAAUCGAGUGUAAAGAAGCAGAGAAAUGGCGGACAGCACUCCAAAUGCAUUUAAAACUCCCAAAAGGAAGAACGUCAAAAGUCCUGUCACAGGGACACCCAUCAUGAUUCCAGCUUCGCCUUUCAUGAAGAAACUCGGAUGUGGAACUGGGGUCAGCGUUUACCUUAUGGAAAGAAUGGGUAAACAAACACACUCUCCGUGGGCAGUCAAAAAAAUCAACAGCAGGUGUGCGAAGACCCAAAUGAAUGUCUAUCAGAAACGGCUUAACGAUGAGGCCAAGAUUCUGAAAGACUUACAGCACCCUAAUAUUGUUGGUUUCCGUGCAUUCACCACGGCGAAGGACGGCUCCAAGUGUCUGGCCAUGGAGUACGGGGGAGAGCAGUCCCUAAACGACCUCAUAGAGAAGAGGAGGGAAGAGGGACUCAAGGCGUUUCCUGCUCCAGUCAUCGAGAAAGUGGCCCUGCAUGUAGCUCGAGGUCUUCAGUACCUUCACAAUGAGAAGAGGCUGCUCCAUGGGGACAUGAAGUCCUGUAACGUGGUCAUCAGGGGGGACUUUGACUCUAUCAAGAUCUGUGACGUGGGCGUGUCACUGCGCUUGGAUGAGAACAUGCAGGUGAGUGACCCAAAGGCCCAUUACAUUGGCACAGAGCCCUGGAAGCCCAAGGAGGCUCUGGAGGACGACAUCAUCACAGACAAGGCUGACGUGUUUGCCUACGGCCUCACGCUUUGGGAGAUGAUGACCCUGUCCAUGCCUCACCUGGAAAUGCUAGACGAUGAAGAUGAGGAGGAGGAUGAUGAUAACGAUGAGGAUGACGAGGAGGACUUUGACGAGGAUGCGUACUACGAGCGGCUGGGCACCCGCCCCCCAUUGGACGCGGCCACUCUGGGCGGAGCCUACCAGCGCAUGGUGGAGCUGUUCUGCCUGUGUACGGAGGAGGACCCCCGCAGACGGCCCUCCGCCGCGGACAUCGUGGCCGUCCUCGAGACCCAGCUCCAGCACGGGAAGGCACAGACACGUGCCCACUCGCCACUCGACAGCGAGGUCAUUGUCAUCGACUAGAUGCCAGAUGUUUUCAAGGGUUUUUUUUUUUUUUGCGUUAGUGUUUACACCCAGUGUAGUCUAACUGCAACGUAUAUGUUUUGGGUAUCCAAGAAUUUUCUUUGUUUGAAUUCCUAUGACCUUCUGUUAGGUUAUUAUAUCAGGUGGUUUGAAUUGUACAGAAUUUUUAUUUACUAUUGUUGAAUUAAGAAUCCCAGCCGAGUGCAGGGUCAACUCAAAACUGACAGUUCAGAAGUUUUACUGUAGAAUUAGGACUGGACCUUCUUCACUUUUAACUGUUGUCUUUGUACUGUCUUUUUUUUCUUGUUUUGUCUGAUCUGUUUUGUCUUAAACAAUGUCAAAUCAUGUUUAUUUAUAAAUGUGAAAUUCUUACAUUUUAGAGAUACUGUAUGCACAUACACUUGAACAAUAAAAUCACUGUGCAGUUUUCA
Engraulis encrasicolus (European anchovy) is the source of this 1575-nucleotide messenger RNA. It is a transcript of the gene pbk, whose product is annotated as PDZ binding kinase. Lineage: Eukaryota; Metazoa; Chordata; Actinopteri; Clupeiformes; Engraulidae. The record is from RefSeq and is a predicted model, not a curated record. Gene Ontology annotation, biological process: peptidyl-serine phosphorylation. Gene Ontology annotation, molecular function: ATP binding; protein serine/threonine kinase activity. Bases 110 to 1144 code for a protein of 344 amino acids. The transcript has 8 exons.